Xenopus tropicalis (tropical clawed frog) is the source of this 3055-nucleotide messenger RNA. RefSeq lists its product as uncharacterized. Gene Ontology annotation, molecular function: nucleic acid binding; DNA-directed DNA polymerase activity; RNA-DNA hybrid ribonuclease activity. The transcript has a single exon. Gene Ontology annotation, biological process: DNA integration; DNA biosynthetic process; RNA-templated DNA biosynthetic process. The record is from RefSeq and is a predicted model, not a curated record. Bases 69 to 2807 code for a protein of 912 amino acids. Lineage: Eukaryota; Metazoa; Chordata; Amphibia; Anura; Pipidae.
AGAACUCCAAGCCAGUGGAACAAUUAAAGGCCAUUUUAGCUCAGGCCUCAGAAGUAUUUAAAGAAGGCAUGGGUACUUUAAAACACAUCAAGGCUAAUAUAUGCCUUGAGGAAAAUGCUCAGCCCAAAUUUCACAAAGCUCGUCCAGUGCCUUAUAGUAUUCGUCCAAAAGUAGAAGCAGAAUUGGAUCGUCUAGAACAAAAUGGAGUCAUUUCAAAAGUCUCUUGGAGUGACUGGGGCACACCUAUUGUGCCUAUUAUUAAGAGGGAUGGUUCAGUUAGAAUAUGUGGAGAUUUUAAAGUUUCCAUUAACCCAGUUCUACAGUCUGAUAAGUAUCCCUUACCUUUGAUUGAGGAUAUCUUUGCCUCUCUUGCCGGUGGACUAAAAUUCAGCAAAAUUGAUCUUGCACAAGCCUACUUACAAAUGGAGGUAGAAGAAAAUGCCAAACACUACCUUACAAUCAACACGCCAAAAGGACUAUACCGAUACAACAGAUUAGUAUUUGGCAUAGCCUCUGCGCCUGCCAUAUGGCAAAGGGCCAUGGAUCAAGUCCUACAAGGCAUUCCACAUACUAAAUGUUAUCUGGAUGACAUAAUUGUGACAGGUACAGAUGAAUCAGAACAUUUGGAAAACUUAAAGAGGGUUUUGACACGGCUGGAAGAAUACGGGCUAAGAGCCAACAAAGAAAAAUGUGCCUUCUUUAAGGACUCUAUCCAAUAUUGUGGACAUAUUAUAGAUGCCAGUGGCUUGCACAAGUCUCCAGAGAAAAUCCAAGCAGUGUUACAAGCACCACUGCCCAAGGAUGUAAUGCAGCUCAGAUCGUUCUUGGGGUUUAUUAAUUAUUACAGCCGGUUUGUGCCAAAUCUUGCAACUGUGCUAUACCCAUUAAAUCAAUUGCUGCAGAAAGGUCAAAAAUGGGAAUGGAGUGUACAGUGUGACAAAGCCUUCAAGGAAGCAAAGACAUUGGUCACAUCCGAUGAUGUCCUUGUGCAUUUCAAUGCUUCUUUGCCAUUAAAACUGGCAUGUGAUGCUUCUCCAUAUGGCAUUGGAGCUGUGAUAUCUCAUGUUCUCCCACACAAAAGUGAAAGGCCAAUAGCAUUUGCAUCAAGGUCACUCACGAGUGCAGAACGCAACUACGCACAGAUAGACAAGGAAGCACUUAGCCUUAUCUGGGGAGUGAAAAGAUUUAACCAAUUCUUAUAUGGUCGGAAGUUUACACUGGUAACAGACCAUCAACCGCUGGUUGCAAUACUUCACCCAAAGAAAGGAGUUUCUGCAACAGCUGCUGCACGUAUGCAGCGUUGGGCUUUGUUUCUUGCUGGUUAUGACUAUGAUAUUGAGUUCAAGCGGACAGCGGCACACGCAAAUGCAGACGGACUGUCGCGUCUGCCAUUACCAGGUCAGGAAACGUCUGAGGAAAAUGCUGAAUAUGUUAAUGUACAUCAGAUUGAUUGUCUUCCUCUUACCUGUAAAAUGAUUGAGAAUGAAACCAAAAGAGACCCAACUCUAGCAUGUGUCUAUGAAGCAACUCUUAAGGGCUGGAAGUACACGGACAAAGCCUCACUAAUUCCUUAUUACUCACGGAGACAUGAACUGACUAUACAUGAAGGAUGUGUAAUGUGGGGAGUUCGUGUUAUUAUUCCUAAAAAGUUACAAUCAAGAGUACUCGAUGAGCUUCAUGAAGGCCAUCUGGGCAUAGUAAAAAUGAAGUCACUCGCUAGGAGUUUUGUGUGGUGGCCAGGAAUUGAUCAGCAAAUAGAGCAACUGGCGAACAAGUGCCAUGGAUGUCAACAGGUACAGUCUAUGCCACAACCUGCUCCAGUUCACCUAUGGGAAUGGCCCUCUGCUCCUUGGCAACGUAUACACAUUGAUUUUGCAGGACCAUUUCUGGGACUGAUGUUUUUCAUUAUUGUGGAUGCCCAUUCAAAAUGGCCAGAGGUUUUCGGCAUGAAGUCUACUAGUACCUCAUAUACAAUUGAUAUAUUAAGAACCUUGUUUGCAAGAACGGGAAUUCCUGAACAGAUUGUCAGUGAUAAUGGUCCCCAGUUCAUUUCUGAAGAGUUUCAAUUGUUUAUGAAAUGCAAUGGAAUUAAACAUACUACUUCAAAUCCAUACCAUCCUGCAACAAACGGUUUAGCUGAAAGAUUUGUACAAACUAUGAAACAGUCACUGCGGUCAAUGACAAACGACAGUGGAUCCCUGCAGCAUAAACUGGCAAGGUUUUUGUUAUCCUAUCGGAAUGCAAUUCAUGCGACUACAAGCUGCACACCUGCAAUGCUAUUCAUGGGCCGCAAUCUUAGGUCUCGGUUAGACUUGCUGAAACCAGAUCUCAGUCGUCAUGUGAGAAACCACCAGUUUAAUGUCAGGGAAGGAGAGAGGAGAACCUUGCGGCAGCUUAGUGUCGGACAAACUGUAUUGGCAAGAAACUACAGAGGGCCUAAUAAAUGGCUACCAGCAAUUGUCACUGCUCAGAGAGGUCCAUGCAGUUACACAGUAAGAGUGGCAGACAAUCUAUAUUGGCGUCGUCAUAUCGACCAGCUACGUAAUACUGCAGUGACCACUGAGCAAACCCAGACUCAAGGCCUUGUUGGACUUCCCCUUACCAAGGAGGUACCCCUUGAACCCCCAACUGUGGCAUCACCAGAGGCAACAAGCCCUGUAAGUCCAACAGAAAUGGAGAGCACAUUCUCUGAAGCAUCGGUUGAACCUGGUUGUUCUGAGUAUCAGGUUUCUUCCCGAGAAGAGAGCAACAAUGAUAGGCGUUAUCCACAAAGAGAGCAUCGACCCCCGGAUAGACUUAACUUAUAACCUGUGGCUUUUAUUAACCAUUUCUUUUACAGGUGUUACCACCAUGAAUCUCAUGGGGGAGAGAACUGUUGAAUAUGAGAUAAAGUAAUUGUGCAUGUUUUCCUGUUGAAUCUGCUGAUGCUGUUCUAGGACUAGAGCCUUAUGUAUAAGGCUUCAUGUUGAAUCUGCUGUUAUGUUUCUCUGUUACUUUAUUCUUACUGUGUUAUGGAGUUAGCUUCCUGUUAAGCAUUACAGAAAUUACUCCAGCA